Molecule: messenger RNA, 1718 nt
Organism: Telopea speciosissima
Lineage: Eukaryota; Viridiplantae; Streptophyta; Magnoliopsida; Proteales; Proteaceae
Product: (3S,6E)-nerolidol synthase 1-like
Exons: 6
Coding region: 1-1704 (567 amino acids)
Biological process (GO): diterpenoid biosynthetic process
Molecular function (GO): terpene synthase activity; magnesium ion binding
Source: RefSeq, a predicted model, not a curated record
AUGGCCUUUGCCUCCACUACUUCUUCAUAUCCUCCCAAAAGUGCCCAAGAAUCUGGCACAAUUGAAUACACGAAGCUGAUUUCAUCUGAACCAGCCAACAAUUAUGUGGCUAGAAUUCAGGUGAAACACAUUGAGAAAUGUGAGGAAAUAAGGCGAAUUCUGGGUGAACUUGUUGAUGAAGCAUUAGAGUGUAUGAUGAUGGUUGAUGCACUGCAACGCCUUUGCAUCGAUUACCACUUUGAAGAUGAGAUCAAAAUAUUCUUAGACAAGCUGCUGCUUUAUUAUGGAAGCAGCAUUAAAUCUACUGAUGACAAAGUGGAAUUGCAUGAAAUCGCGCUGCAUUUUCGACUGCUGAGGCAAGCUGGUUAUUUUGUUCCUACAAGCGUCUUUGAAAGCUUCAAGGACAAGAAGGGAGAGUUCAAACAAGAAUUGAGUGAAGACAUAAGAGGACUGAUGAGUUUAUAUGAAGCUUCACACCUUGGAAUGGAAGGAGAAGACACACUACUACUUGAUGAAGCCAACUACUUCUCUCACAAACACCUUACUGCUGCUAAGAUGGAAUUAGAAGCUGGACUACUAGCCAGAGUUGUAGAUGAUACCUUAAAGCAUCCCUUUCACAAGAACCUAGCUAGAUUCAAGGCCAGACACUACUACUACGACCUCGUUAGUAGUACUCAUCAUCCUCAUGGCACAUAUGGAUGGGUCAGUCUUGUACAGGAAUUGGCAAGCAUGGAUUUUAACAUGCUUCAAUCCUUAUAUCACCAAGAACUCCUACAGAUUUUUAAGUGGUGGAAAGAGCUGGGUCUAUCACAAGAGUUGAAGUUUGCUAGAGACCAACCACUAAAAUGGUAUUUGUGGUCCAUCACAGCUCUCCCAGAUCCAAAGCACUCCCAGCUAAGAAUGGAGCUCACGAAACCCAUCUCACUUGUCUAUAUAAUUGAUGACAUUUUCGACGUUUAUGGGUCACUCGACGAGCUUAUUCUCUUCACUGAAGCAGUAAACAAAUGGGAGACUACCACCAUUGAGGGAUUGCCAGAAUACAUGAAGAUUUGUUUCAAGGCUCUUGACGACAUCACCAAUGAAAUUAGUGAUAUAGUCCUUAAACAACAUGGGUGGAACCCCAUCGCUACCCUGCGGAAGGCGUGGGGAAGCCUCUGUGAUGCAUUUCUUAUAGAAGCCAAAUGGUUUGCAUCUAAGCUGGUCCCUAAGUCGAAGGAGUACCUGGAGAAUGGAGUGAUAAGCACAGGAGUGCCUCUGGUUUUAGCUCAUUUGUUCUUUCUACUGGGCCAAGGUCUAACCCAGGAGAGUGUACUAUAUUGUGUGGAACACAAUCCACCACUCAUAUCUUCCACAGCAACAAUUCUUCGUCUAUGGGAUGACUUGGGAAGUGCCAAGGAUGAGAAGCAAGAGGGACACGACGGGUCAUAUAUAGAAUGUUAUAUGAAGGAACAGGAGGAGGAGGAGGAGGAGGGGGGUUCUUCAAUAGAAAGUGCAAAAGAUCAUGUGUUUGGAAUGAUUUCAGAUUCUUGGAAACAACUCAAUAGGGAAUGUCUUUCAAAAAACCAUUUCUCACCCACCUUCAAAAGGGCUUCACUUAACAUUGCGAGGAUUGUCCCUCUGAUGUACAGUUACAACGACAACCAAAACCUUCCAACCCUAACAGAGUAUAUCAACUCCCUGUUCUACCAAAGUGUUGCUAUCUAAUUAAUUGAAAUCUG